Molecule: messenger RNA, 3670 nt
Organism: Larimichthys crocea (large yellow croaker)
Lineage: Eukaryota; Metazoa; Chordata; Actinopteri; Sciaenidae
Gene: slc25a29
Product: solute carrier family 25 member 29
Exons: 4
Coding region: 374-1300 (308 amino acids)
Biological process (GO): mitochondrial L-ornithine transmembrane transport
Cellular component (GO): mitochondrion
Molecular function (GO): high-affinity L-arginine transmembrane transporter activity
Source: RefSeq, a predicted model, not a curated record
GCUUCCUUGCUACAGAUAAAUCUCCUUGAUAGGGUGUCCGCACUGGCUGUGAGCGCUACGCCGGUUUAUGGAGGUCGAGUAGGUCAACAGGAAAGCUGUGUUAGAGUAACUAUAGAGCCAGAUAAAUAACCGGUUAGAUAUAAUAACACUGCUCUGCAUUGUGGAGGAGGGAGGGGGGGGCUUGUAAAUAUCCCGCCAGUGCUAGUGCUAGUAACCCAGACGCUAACCGAAAGUGUCAUCUACCUAGAUUAAAAGUCUCGGGGCAGUGACAGGUGUGCAGCGAAGUUGCAGUGUUGGGAUUGAGGGAGCCCUCUUUAGUUAACCUUAGGUCACACUCAGUCCGUCUACAGCCGGGUGACGUGAAGGAGCGGUGAUGGACUUCGUUGCUGGAUGCAUCGGAGGCGCUGCUGGAGUCUUGGUUGGACACCCAUUUGACACAGUCAAGGUGAGACUACAGGUCCAAAGUGUUGAUAAGCCUCUGUAUCGUGGGACCUAUCACUGUUUCCAGUCCAUCAUACGGCAGGAGUCGGUAUUCGGCUUGUAUAAAGGCAUUGGAUCCCCCAUGAUGGGCCUUACAUUCAUCAAUGCUAUAGUGUUUGGUGUUCAGGGAAACACCAUGCGGCUGCUGGGACAUGACACCCCCAUGAACCAGUUCCUUGCCGGUGCAGCAGCAGGUGCCAUCCAGUGUGUCAUCUGCUGCCCCAUGGAGUUGGCUAAAACCCGCAUGCAAAUGCAGGGUACUGGAGAGAAGAAAUCCUCCAGGAAGCUUUACAAGAACUCCCUGGACUGCUUGGCACGGAUCUACAAUCGAGAGGGUCUGCGGGGUGUAAACAGAGGUAUGUUGACCACACUUAUCCGCGAGACACCUGGCUUUGGAGUGUACUUCCUGGCGUACGAUGUGUUGACGCGCAGCCUUGGCUGUGAACCAGAUGACCGAUACAUGAUCCCCAAACUGCUGUUUGCCGGAGGCAUGGCUGGCAUCGCCUCCUGGCUUUCCACCUACCCCGUGGAUGUGAUCAAAUCACGGCUGCAGGCAGAUGGGGUGGGUGGAGUCAACCAGUACAGCAGCAUUGCUGACUGUGUACGACAGAGCGUCAGGAGAGAGGGCUACAUGGUGUUCACGCGAGGCCUCACCUCCACACUGCUACGGGCCUUCCCUGUGAACGCAGCUACCUUCGCCACCGUCACCCUGAUCCUCUUGUACGCACGGGGGCAGGAGGAAGGACCUAAAGACUGUGAGGCGGCUCAGCCAAGCCACCACACACAGAUACAGCAGCAGGGCCAGCCCUCCAGCAUGUGACAGCACAGGGGGCCUCACCCUCAACAUGGGCACUUUAAAGCAUGGGAAGACAAAAUAUACAUCCAUACAAACCCUUUAUUACUGUCAGACCAGUCAUUCCCAAUUUUGAGUAACAAUACUGGGUUUAUAUAAACUUUCAUGUCAGAAAGGUUCAUCCUAUGUUUAUUUGCAGCAAUAUUUAAGUUUCAGGUUUGCCUCUGAAGAUGCAGACUUAUAACGGGGUGGUGUUACCUCUAAUAAGAGGGGGGAAUUUGAGCUAUGAGAUUUAUGAAAGUUUGUGGAGUAGCAGCAAAGCGGAUGGAGUGGUUAGGUAGUCCGUACUGUCGACACUGAACAUCCCCUCUCGAUUACACACUGUGUAUCUUGAAAUGUGCAGUGUUUAACUGCACCUGUAUAUAUCACUGACUUUCUUCUUUUUUCUUUUUUUUUUACUAUAUAUUGGAAAUGUUUUUCCUGCCUUAUAUUUGUAAAAGAAGACAACGCACCUGUUUGUCCCUGAACUGUAACCUCUGAAGAGCUAAGUAAGAAGGAAUGUAGCAUUUGGUAAGUGUCCAGAACUUAUCGCUUGUGCUUUCAGUCCAAGACACAUUGCAGCUAUUAUCUAAUCAUCACUAAAGCACUAUUAGUCCAAGCAGUAUAUGUCAGCACUUCUAUUCAGCAAAACUCCAGUGGUCUGAAAGGCUCUUCAGGAUUGUAGAUGGCACUGUAUUUAUGUCUUGUUUGGUUGUCUGGCAUGUUGUGUUUUACCAAGUAAUUUUAUCAUUGUGACAUGACUACUGUAUUGAAGACCUGAUCCAGAGGUGGAACGUGGCACUACAUGUGGCACCGUACCUUUUUACUUUAUUUUUGGUACAUUUUGGUUUUUAGUUAUUUUUUAAACAUAUAUAUUAAAAAGAAUAUAUUUGAAAGCUGGACAUGACCUAGUUAUUGCAGUAAUGUCAUUGAAAGUCAUAGAUAAUGCUAGAUGCUCCUUUCAAACAAAAAAGAGGGGCCAACAAAUAUGCUAAUAUUUGGAAUGACCCUCAUUAAUUACAGUCUGGUCAUAUUUAACUUGUCAAAUGUGUAACCCAUAAUAUUACCCCCAGGGGUGCGUUUCGGUGAUCUGUUGCAGUCUGAGAAUGUUUCAGGCUUGGGUAAAUUUGGAUAAAAUUGAUCCAGCAACAUUUGUACCCAGAAGCAUUAAGACUUUUUUUUGGCAUUAGACAACCUGCAGUAUGAGAAGAUGGUUGCUAAAAACUAAAACUAUUGCUUUAACAACAAAACAAUAUGAGUUAGAGAGGCUCUGAAAGCCAACUUUUAAAAAGAGAUUGUUUUACUUUUGGUUUAUUGAGCAAAAAGACGUGUGUUAAGUUUCCCUGUGGAAGAUUUUUUAAGGUUUUGUUCCUCUUAACUUGUCUGUACCAUAUACUUUAAUGGCUUUAAUUAGACUUAUUUAUUUUCAAAGUUACUGUAUUAUCUCAAUAAUGUACAGGUCUUGUUAAUGAGUGGGAAUUGUCUGCUUUCUGCAUGUGUGGUCAGUAUCAGAUGACUUUAAAUCUUCUGCCUGAAUGUACAAUGUUUUUGCUAUAAACGCAAUCAAAGUUUCUCUGGUACAAAUUCUAAUGUUCCCAGUUCCCAUCGAAGCAGUAAAUCGUCAGUACAGCUAAUGGAUCUGUUCACCUGAAUGCUUUUCUGAGCUUUUCCUGAAGUUGUAAAUGCAUGGGACAAAUCAAACUACUGUCAUUUGUGUAGGAGCAAGAAGUCACAUAUGCACUAAAACCUUCAGUGUGUUGAAUGUAUUACACCAGUGUUCACUCAUGGGUGUCUGUAACACAAAGAGGAAGCGAUUUCUGGAAUUUCUUGGACUCUUGUUUCAAUUUAAACAUCAUUAAUUUGUACAACUCAACGCUGCUGAGAGAAACCCCCAAAGUUUUGUAUUCUGGUUUUGGUGGUGGGUGAUGAGGACAACUGAAAGUGACAAAAGUACAAAGGGAUAUUUGGUAUGUUUGAAGUUGCUUGUUUCAGUCUCUUGAACAGUGACUGUUAACGUCUCACUGUAAGGUAGAUCACACCUGAAGCUUUUUGACGGUAAAUAUUUAGUCCAGCUGAUGUGAAAGAUGCAGUGUGUACAGGAUGUAACUCUAAUAAUGUGAAAACAUUUUGAAGUGUUGAUGUAAAUAUAUAACAUAUAUUUUUCAGUCUAAAGUAGUUGUUUGCUGCCCUGAAUGUCUGAGUUUGAGCAGUUCUUAAAGUCUAUUUGACCAGUUUGAGUUUGCUGUUAUGCUAAAAAGGAUUUCAGCAGAAAAACUGAGACAUGAUAUUUUUGUAACAGUCAGAUAUAACCUGUUUGUUGCGGAUCUGUACAAAUGGGUAAAUAAAAAUGAGAAUUCA